CCAGAAGAAGAAAAACCGGAAAAGGGCCGCGCUUGUUCGUUCAGCACUUCAGCUCGGCUUUCACUCUGGCUAGCUUGCACAUGUACAGUACAGACAGAUGACAGACAGGCCUGAAGAAGAAUAGAAGAAGAAGCAAGCGCCUGCUUUUCCGUCGACGAAGAAAUGUGCUCCCUUUGCUUCGGCGCAAAGCCGGCGAUGUCGCCUCGACGGCCCAGGUCAGCUGCGAAUGAUAGCCACGGAAGGCCAGCAGCAGCAUGGGUGUGAGCGACGGGAGACGGGGAGAGACAAGAAAAAAAAAGUGACAGCGCUGCAGGCGGCGGUGGCAUCGAUCCGACGUGCCACGAGCGGAGCGGGUAAUGCCAGCGCUACACCGCGCUGACGUGGCCGCCCGGCCCCCGAGAGUGAGGUUGGGUUGGGCCCUAUAUGCCGGCCCCUCUCGCUGGAGCUGGGCCUCCGAGGCCAACCGUUGAGGAGAAGCCAAUCGCCAGAAGCGGCAAGCCUUGCCUCGCGCACCGGUCUGGUUCUGGUGGGUGCCCUCUUCGCCGGUGGCCGGAAGGCGAGGGGGAAGCCGGAGGACGCUGAGGGCGGGCGAGGCCGCCGUCCCCAGAUCUCACUUCCGCCGCCCGCCCGCCCCGCUUUUGGUACUACUCUUCUUCUGUUCCAGGGAUUGAGAGAGGAAGGAAGGAAAGGAGGUGCUUCAAUAUGAAGGCGCUCAUUCUUGUCGGGGGUUUCGGAACCCGCCUUCGGCCUUUGACUCUUAGCUUCCCGAAGCCCCUUGUGGAUUUUGCAAACAAGCCCAUGAUUCUGCAUCAGAUCGAAGCUUUGAAAGAAGUUGGGGUCACAGAGGUGGUUUUGGCCAUCAACUACCGCCCAGAGGUAAUGAUUAAUUUCUUGAAGGACUUUGAGGAUAAACUUGGCAUCACAAUUACAUGCUCCCAAGAGACUGAGCCCUUAGGAACUGCUGGCCCUCUUGCUCUAGCAAGGGACAAGCUUGCGGAUGGAUCUGGCGAGCCAUUCUUUGUCCUCAACAGCGAUGUCAUAAGCGAAUACCCAUUUGCUGAACUCAUCAAAUUUCACAAGUCUCAUGGUGGUGAGGCAACAAUUAUGGUCACUAAGGUGGAUGAACCAUCUAAAUAUGGUGUUGUGGUUAUGGAGGAGGCAACUGGCAGGGUGGAAAGGUUUGUUGAGAAGCCAAAAAUAUUUGUGGGCAACAAGAUCAAUGCUGGGAUUUACUUGCUGAACCCAUCUGUCCUUGACCGCAUUGAACUGAGGCCAACAUCAAUUGAGAAAGAGGUCUUCCCUCAAAUUGCAGCUGAUCAACAGCUCUAUGCAAUGGUCCUUCCUGGUUUUUGGAUGGAUGUUGGUCAGCCAAGGGACUACAUUACUGGAUUGCGUCUUUAUCUAGACUCGCUUAGGAAGAAAUCGGCUGCCAGGCUAGCUGCUGGAGCGCAUGUUGUUGGCAACGUGCUGGUGCAUGAGAGCGCCAAGAUCGGAGAAGGUUGCCUGAUCGGUCCUGAUGUCGCAAUUGGACCUGGAUGUGUCGUGGAGGAUGGCGUGAGGCUUUCCCGCUGCACUGUCAUGCGUGGUGUGCGUAUCAAGAAGCAUGCCUGCAUCUCGAACAGCAUUAUCGGGUGGCACUCAACUGUUGGACAAUGGGCACGGAUAGAGAAUAUGACCAUCCUGGGCGAGGAUGUUCAUGUGUGUGACGAGGUAUACAGUAAUGGCGGUGUUGUUCUCCCACACAAAGAGAUCAAGUCAAGCAUUCUGAAGCCUGAGAUCGUCAUGUAAGAGUUCUCCAGUUUUAACUACAGUACAUUCUUAAGUUCUUCGAGUAAGUGAGGAUUGCAGAUCCCCUUUUUAUAAGUGAUAUCUAUUGGUAUCUUUGGCCUAAUUCAAACAGCUUCAGACAUGUUCGCUUGCUAAACUGUUGACAAUGUAUCCUUGUUCUUUGUUGAAAAGUUUUGUACUUGUAGUGUCAAUCAUAUUUCACAAAGUGGUUGUCAUAUAAUACUGAGAGGUUUUGGACCCUUGAUCUGCAGAAGUUCAAUACCAUAGUAGCAAGAAUAAGUUUAUUUUUAAAUGUUGUCCAAUGUAACUUUCAGCAGUAAUGUUUGUGUGCUAAAUGCUCUCCCGGAGAAAUGUACACGCUGCCCACGUGUGAUGUAACUUACUAUGUUCACGUAUUUAAUCUUGUACCAAUGAAUAUAUUGUCGGUGUCUUUAAAAUCA
This is a messenger RNA of Zea mays, 2228 nucleotides long. RefSeq lists its product as uncharacterized. The record is from RefSeq and is a predicted model, not a curated record. Gene Ontology annotation, molecular function: mannose-1-phosphate guanylyltransferase (GTP) activity; GTP binding. The transcript is spliced from 5 exons. Bases 703 to 1788 code for a protein of 361 amino acids. NCBI's taxonomy places the organism in Eukaryota, Viridiplantae, Streptophyta, Magnoliopsida, Poales, Poaceae. Gene Ontology annotation, biological process: GDP-mannose biosynthetic process.